CACCACCUCCCUCCCCCCAUGGCCGCGACCGACCCCGGCCCCUCCUCAGCCUACUACCGCCGCUUCCCCGGCGGGUCCGACGGCCCGCUGCGCCCGCCCUCCCCGCCCGCUCCACCACUAGUGGACGCGGCGCAAACGGGGCGGGAGUAUCUCGACGCUGCUUCCUCAGGCGGCCUGUACGCGCUGCUCAACGUGCCGCGGGACGCGUCGCAUGCCGAGAUCCAGGCGCGGUAUCGCGCGCUCGCGGCGCAGUUCCACCCCGACAAGCAGCCGGACGAGGCGCGCCGCCGCGCCGCCCACGGCCGCUUCCAGGACAUACAGCGGGCGCACGAGGUGCUCUCCGAUCCGGCACGGCGCGUCGUGUACGACAUGUUUGGCGAGGAGGGCCUCCGGACUAGUUGGGAGGUCGGGCCGAGUAAUAUGACGCCCGCGCAGAUGCGGCGUCACUAUGCGCGCCAGGGCGAGGUGAAGCGCAAGCUUGAUGCCGAGGCGCUGGUUAAUUCCAAGGGCGAGCUCAACCUCACGUUCGACGCGCGAGGCGUCUUCCUCCCCGAGUCUGUUUUCGACGACCCAGACCGCAAAAUAGACCACUCGAUCAUCGGGCGCGCGCGCCGUCUCGCCGUGGGCCAGACGACGCUCAAGCACAGCUUCGAGACGCCGCUUUCAGACCACACGCAGGUGGUCGUCGAGUCCACGAUGGCCGCGAUGGGCGGGCACGGCGGCGCGAACGUGAGCGGCACGCUGCGGCACCAGUUCAGCCCGCGACUGUGGGCGCAGGUGUCGCAGUCGGUGCUUUUCCCGCGCAUCACCUCGCUCAAGGCCAACUACACACACGACGACAUGACGUUCGUGACGCUCAACGCGAUCGCGCAGGGCUGGGCGGUGCCGCCACGCCUGACCUUUACCUUUGGGCGGCAGCUGUGGCCGACGACCACGGGCUUCGUCAACUACUCGACGGGAUUCUGGGCGCUAGGGCCGUGGGGCGCGAAUAUGCCCGAAGAAAUGGCGUUGCAGGACAUGGGCUCGAUGUCCGUCGGCGCGACGAACGUCGGCGUCGGCGGCAAGGGCGGGUGGACGGUCGAGGCCGCCGCGGGGCUCACGAGCACGGGCGUGAGUGCCGACUACACCACGUUCGUUGCGGGUUUGCGGCUCAAGCUCGGCGCGGGGCUGGAUCUUAUCGACGGCGCGCACGGCUUCGUGGACGGCACAGCCCGAGUUACGGAGAACACGCGCGUCGGGGCCAUGAUCAAGCUCGCGACGUCGGGCGUGCGCCUCAUCUUCCACUUUGGGCGCGUGGGGCAGCGUAUCCGCAUCCCCAUCUUGCUCUCGUUCGACGCCAACCCCCGCGUCGUGUUCUGGAGCACGGUGCUGCCGAUUGCAGGCUGGGCAGGGUUCUACCACUGGUGGAUGGUGCCGCGGAAGCAGAAGCGGAUUGAGCGUCGCAUCAAGCGCUUGCGCGCCGAGCACGCCGACUACAUUGCGCAGAAGCGGCAGGAGGCGGCCGACGCCGUUCUGCUGCUGGAACGGACGGCGGCGGCGCGCGCCGAGUCCGAGCGCGCGCGCAACGGCCUCGUGAUCCUCGAUGCGCACUACGGGCGCGCGAGCGCGUUCACGCCGCGCGGGCUGCGCGACGAGACCGAGGACGGCGCACCCGUCCUCAUCGACGUCACGGUGCCGCUGCAGGCGCUCGUCGCCUCCAGCAAGCUCUACAUCCCCGCCGGGCCGGCCAAGCACAACCUCCUCGGGUUCUACGACCCGUGCAUUGGCGAGAACAAGCGGCUGCGCGUGCGGUACCUCUUCCAGGGCAAGGUGCACGAAGUCGAGGUCGACGAUGUGAGCGCGCUGCGCGCGCCCGUGCGCGCGCAUGCUGUUGACAACUAACUGUCACCUAUGCAUCAUAUUCUAUUC
This is a messenger RNA of Cutaneotrichosporon oleaginosum, 1908 nucleotides long. RefSeq lists its product as uncharacterized. Gene Ontology annotation, biological process: cristae formation. NCBI's taxonomy places the organism in Eukaryota, Fungi, Basidiomycota, Tremellomycetes, Trichosporonales, Trichosporonaceae. The record is from RefSeq and is a predicted model, not a curated record.